AUGAUCAUGCUGAAAGAAUAACUCCAAAAGAUGCCAUGUUACAUCAAUAUUUUGCAGAAUUAAAAAAAAAUUGAAAGAUAUAAUAGAUAUAUUAAAUAUAUAUUAUUAAAAUCAUUGGUUUCUUUUAUUUUUAUUCCCACUUUUCACAUAUUCUUUAAAUUGCCUUAUGAUUAAUUUUAAUAUUUACGCUUAAACUUGCCUUUCUAAUAGUUCUUAAUAUUAGAAACAAGGACCUUCUUCAUCCUCACCUAUAAGCAUAGCAAUAGUAUCAUUAUUCUCCAAAGGUUGAAAACCAAAAUUCUAUGCUUAAAUCAUAUCCUAUUUCUUUUCUGUUGUCUCUUAUNAAGAUCAGAAGAGCCUUAUGAAGCAAUUUGUAAAAUUGGCAGAGGCAAAUAUUCUGAAGUCUUUGAAGGAGUAGAUAAUAGGAAUGGAAUGAAGGUAGUUCUUAAAGUGCUUAAACCUGUUAAAAAAAGAAAAAUACGUAGAGAAAUUCGCAUUCUUUAAGUCUUAAAAGGAGGCACUAAUAUUAUUGAUCUUUAUGAUGUGGUCAGAGAUCCAAAUCUAAAAAUUCCAACUCUCGUAAAUAAUCAAUUUAAUAUAGGUAUUCCCUUAUAUGGAGAAUACAGAUUUCAGGAGCAUGUUCCCUAAAUUAACUGAUAAUGAUAUUAAGCAUUAUUUGUUUGAAUUAUUAAAAGUAAACUAAAACUUAAAAUAGGCUUUAGAUUAUGCUCAUUAAAGAGGUAUAUUUCAUAGAGAUGUGAAACCAUAAAAUAUUAUUGUUGAUCCAAAAACUAGAACCUUGAAACUUAUUGACUGGGGAUUGGCAGAAUUUUAUCAUCCCUCUCAAGAUUAUAAUGUUAGAGUGGCUUCAAGAUAUUUUAAAGGCCCAGAAUUAUUGGUGGAUUAUUUAUUUUAUGAUUAUUCUUUAGAUAUAUGGAGUACUGGUGCAAUGUUUGCAUCUAUGGUAUAUUGAUAUAUUGAAUUUAGAUUUUUAAAAAAGAACCAUUCUUCCAAGGCAAUGAUAAUUAUGAUCAAUUAGUAAAGAUUGCUAAGGUAUUAGGAACAGAUGGAUUAAAAUAAUAUAUAAAAAAAUACAAUAUUAAAUUGGAUAAUGCAUACAAUGGACUUUUACUUAAGUAUAAAAUUAAUAAUAUAUAUUUGUUAUCCAAAAUAAGAUUGGUUAUCCUUUGUUAAUUAAGAUAAUGCUCAUUUAUGUAGUUUAGAUGCCAUUGAUUUGUUAUCUAAAAUGUUAUUAUAUGAUCAUGCUGAAAGAAUUACUCCAAAAGAUGCCAUGUUACAUCAAUAUUUUGCAGAAUUAAAAAAAAAUUGAA
Molecule: messenger RNA, 1331 nt
Organism: Paramecium pentaurelia
Lineage: Eukaryota; Ciliophora; Oligohymenophorea; Peniculida; Parameciidae
Source: the annotation of a GenBank genome assembly